ACACGUUACCAUAUAUAUAUUGAACAAUAAAUGUUUAUGUCCAAUAAACUAUGCUUCUUUACGAUGGAACCUGAAAUAUACAAUGGAACUGGGCAUCCAGAAGUGUGGUUAAAUAAAUUAAAAUCAUUCUGUUAUCAAAAUAAUAUUACAAUAGAUGAAAAUAUAUUAAAAUUUUGCAAAACGUUAAUUCAUCCAUCGAUUAAUGUUUCUGAAGCAAAUUCUUUUAAUGAAAUUAUAAAUAUUAUAAAAUCAGAUAUUUCUUUUGAAUCUUAUAAAAAUUCUGUCAAAAGAAAAUUAAAAAGAUUAAAAUUUGACAAUGAUAAAUUUAAAAAUGAAGAAGAAAUUUUAAAAAAUUUAAAUAAUUUUCAACAACUUUGUUAUGAAGCAGAAAUUAAUGAAUUUGAAGAACAAAAGAGAUUAUUUAUGAAUGCAUUAUCAACAUUUUCUAUUCAACAUAGAUUUAUUUAUGAUAAUUUAAAUAAUAUUAAUUCAAUGAAAGAAUUAUUAAAAUAUUUUGAUCAAAGUUUAUUAAAAGAAAAAAUUAAUAAUGGUUCAUGUAUUGCUUUAAAACAUGUUGCAACUGGAAAAUAUUUAUCUUGUUGUGAUGAUAUAAAAUAUCAAAAAGGUUCAAAAUGUCCAAUUGUAUUUGUGGAACAAACAUUUCUAGUACUUAAUUCUAUAUGGGUUAUUUCCACAGCUGAUAAAUUACCAGAUAAGCCUUCUGAAUCUGAACCUGUUUUUUACGGAAAUACUUUUUAUUUGUUUCAUAAAACCACUGGAAAAAAGGUAGAUAUAGACCAAAGUUAUAAAUCUCCUGUAACUCAAAAUGCUGAAGUAUCCAUUACAUCCUUUAAGAAUGAGACAAGAUGUCAACUCAUGGCGACUAAUUCAGCAAAAAAUAAUAAUGAUUGUAUGCUAUCAAAAGAUAUAAUUACUUUGAAGAAUUCUGGAAAUUAUAUUUUACGAAGUCAUGAAUUCACAUUUACUAAUGAUAAUAAAACUUAUCAAGAAGUUGUCGGUCAUAAUGAAAGAAUUGGUGGAAAUGAUGAGUGGUGUAUUGAAUUGGUUGAAGAUGGCAUUUAGCAAAUUUAUGAUUAAAUUAUAC
Molecule: messenger RNA, 1105 nt
Organism: Rhizophagus irregularis DAOM 181602=DAOM 197198
Lineage: Eukaryota; Fungi; Glomeromycota; Glomeromycetes; Glomerales; Glomeraceae
Source: RefSeq, a predicted model, not a curated record